Messenger RNA from Abrus precatorius (Indian licorice), 2190 nucleotides. RefSeq names its product interactor of constitutive active ROPs 2, chloroplastic-like. Bases 85 to 1956 code for a protein of 623 amino acids. The transcript has 4 exons. Lineage: Eukaryota; Viridiplantae; Streptophyta; Magnoliopsida; Fabales; Fabaceae. The record is from RefSeq and is a predicted model, not a curated record.
AUUUCUAUUGCAGGGAGUGUGGGUCAGGGGCUUUAAAAGAGAGGUUGUUUAGUUUGUGUUUCUGUAUCACCCCGGUAUUAAAAUAUGCAGACAUCUAAAUCAAGAACUAGUACUUCAGAAGUCCCUCAAAGGAAAUCUCCUGUAACUCCUCGGAAUGCUCGCCAGAUGAAGACACUAGGCUCUGAUUCUGAUUCAGUCUCAUCAUCUCCAAACCCAGCAAGUAAGCCACAAAAAGAUAAAAGUCCGAAGGUCACAGAACGCAAGUCACCACGAAGUCCAAUAUCUGAGAAGAAGAGGCCAGGUAGGGUCCAGGAGUUAGAGUCUCAACUUGCUCAACUUGAACAAGAUCUAAAGAGAACUAAGGACCAACUCAACUCGUCUGAGUCAUGGAAGAGGAAAGCUCAGCAGGAGGCUGAAGAGGCAAAAAAGCAGCUUUUAGCCUUGUCAAAAGAGCUGGAGGAAUCCCAGCAACAGCUUCUGGAACUAUCUGCUUCUGAAGAAGAACGGCUUCAAGAGCUCCAAAAAAUUUCUCAGGAUCGAGAUCGUGCAUGGCAAUCUGAACUGGAGGCUGUCCAGAAGCAGCACUCAAUGGAUUCAACAGCUUUGGUGUCUGCUAUGAACGAAAUCCAGAAACUGAAAAUUCAACUUGAAAGGGUACGUGACUCUGAAGCUGCUCAUAUUAGCAAUGCAGAGUCAGCCGAUGCUGAGAUUCAGGACUUAAGGGUGGAGCUUGAUGAAGCACUCACUUUAGUGGAAAAUCUGAAAAAUGAGGUAAGUGAUUGCAGAGAAUCUGAAUCCCGAGCUUUGGAGGUAGUUGGCAAAACUCAAAUGCAAUUGGAAGCAGCAAACAAGACUGUUGAAACACUCCGGUUAGAAGGUAUGAAAGCAUCAGAAGCUUACAAAUCCUUAGCUUUAGAGUUGGAACAAUCAAGAGCUCAAGUAAACUCAUUGGACGAACUUGUCAGCAAACUUCAGUCUGAUUUGGCUAGUGGUGCUAACAAAAAUAUGUUAGGUCCAGUAAAUGAAACUGAACUUGCACCGGAAAAUGCAGAAAAUGAGGAUAUAAAACAGCUCAAAACCGAGCUUAUCUCUGCUAAAUCUGAAGCAGCGCAGUUAAAAUCUGCAUUGGAUGUUUCUGAGGUACGAUACCAAGAAGAAUAUAUCCGGAGCACAUUGCAGAUUAGAAGUGCUUUUGAACAACUGGAGCGUACAAAAUUAGAAUCUUGUCAUAGACAGGGUGAAUUACACGAGGAAUUGAAGAGAGCUAAAACUGAUAUUGAAGAGUUAAGGUUGAAGCUGAUGGACAAGGAAUCUCGUUUGCUGGGUUUAUCAGAGGAAAAUGAGGUGCUCAAGUCAAGGAUCAAGCAAAACCAACCUAGUGAAAGAGAACCUGAACCCAUGGCAGAGCUCAAAAAGUUUGAUGCUGACAUAACUGAGUUGAAGGAGAGAUUAUUGGACAGAGAGACAGAACUGCAAAAUGUGACCGAGGAAAACAAUGCACUCAAAAUGGAAAUAAAGAGGGCAGAGCUGGAGAAGAAUAAAGUACCCAAUGAGGCUGUUGCUUCUACUGAGGCUGCAAGGGCAGCAGAGCGAGAGGCUUUGAUGAAACUUGGCUACUUAACAGAAGAAGCAGAUAAAAGCAACAGAAAAGUAGCACGGGUAACCGAGCAAUUAGAUGCUGCACAGGCUACUAAUUCUGAGUUAGAAGCUGAAUUAAGGAGGUUGAAAGUGCAGUCAGACCAGUGGAGAAAAGCAGCUGAAGCCGCUGCUGCUAUGCUUUCUGCUGGAAACAAUGGAAAGUUUGUGGAGCGAACAGGCUCACUUGACAGUAGCUACAAUCCUAUUUCUGCCAAGGCGAGUUCACCUUAUUCAGAGGACACAGAUGAUGACUCACCCAAGAAGAAAAAUACUAACAUGUUGAAGAAGAUUGGAGUGUUGUGGAAGAAAAACCAUUAAUGUAUAGAUGUUUUGCACUUGCAGGCAUCAUGUGGUUUAAUCACCAUUCAAGCAAUCCUUGAGGAUUAAUUUGCCUGGAGCAGAUCCUGUGACAAAUAUUUUGAAGUUGCUAUGAAAUUACUUAGGCUCAGUGAUUCCAGUUCCUGCACUUGCUCCAGCUUUGGAAUGGUGCAGUGAGUGUUUAUAUGUAAGACCAGACCCUACGUGUAUUGGUUGUUUCCAUGAAAUUUUAUG